Molecule: messenger RNA, 708 nt
Organism: Diospyros lotus (date-plum)
Lineage: Eukaryota; Viridiplantae; Streptophyta; Magnoliopsida; Ericales; Ebenaceae
Product: transcription factor MYB114-like
Exons: 3
Coding region: 1-633 (210 amino acids)
Source: RefSeq, a predicted model, not a curated record
AUGGAAGGAUCACUAGUUCCUAAUUUGGGGGUGAGAAAAGGUUCUUGGACUCGGGAAGAAGACAACCUCCUCAAGCAGUGCAUUCAAGAGCUUGGAGAAGGAAAAUGGCACCAAGUCCCUCCCAAAGCAGGAUUAAACAGAUGCAGGAAAAGUUGCAGACUGAGAUGGCUCAAUUAUCUGAGGCCAAACAUAAAGAGAGGGAGCUUUACUGAAGAUGAAGUUGAUCUUUUUGUCAGGCUUCACAAGCUGCUAGGCAACAGAUGGUCACUAAUUGCGGGUAGGUUUACAGGGAGAACAUCAAAUGAUGUGAAGAACUACUGGAACACCCACCUGCGGAAGAACAAAGACAAAGUACUGAAAGCUCAAAGCGCCGCCAUGGAGACGACCAAAACCAAAACCAUAAGACCAGAGCCUCGGACCUUCCCGAAAAAUAUCCCGUGGAUGAGGAGCAAAACCCCCGUUAUUAUGGAAGAUAUCCGAACAAGAGAAGACGAUCCCCUCACCGCUGGGCCCUCUCCAACGCCGGAAAUUAACAGUAGUCCUGUUGAAUCCCAAGCUAAAGAUGAUGAAAAUAUCACAUCCUUGGAAGAUAUUGGGCCAUUUCAAGAGGCUUUUAUGGGGGCAGUGGAGUGAUGGUCUGUGUCUGACACCUGGUUUACAGCAGCUGGCCGCUGAAAGCUCUGCUAUGGGACUGGAAGAACUAACCGA